Molecule: messenger RNA, 1917 nt
Organism: Prunus dulcis (almond)
Lineage: Eukaryota; Viridiplantae; Streptophyta; Magnoliopsida; Rosales; Rosaceae
Exons: 3
Coding region: 312-1667 (451 amino acids)
Source: RefSeq, a predicted model, not a curated record
GAGAGCAAGCGUGGCUGUAUAGAACUGCAAACCGACAACGUACAAGUAUGAAAUGAUAACUGAAAAUCAAAAGCCCUCCUCCCCUCCCUCGUGGCCUUCUCUGACAUGGGUCAUCUUCUUCUUGCUUGGUUUUAGAUUCUUUGUCUACCUUGCAUCUUAGAACCACAACGGUUCCUUCUGUAUAUGCUAAAGCUUUUUUAAUUCAAUGAAUCAGAUCUAACAAGGACCCCACUUACCCAUCUUCUCCCACUUCAUUCAGUGCAGCAUAUUCUCAUAUUACAGAGUAAAAUGUGCAAAAGAAUAGGAAGUUGAUGGCAGCAGCAGAAGCAAGGGCCGUGUGGCAGAGGGUAGCUAAUCGUUGUUUUGUUCAAGAAGAUGCCAAAAGAGCUCCCAAAUUAGCUUGCUGCCAGUCCUCAUCUUCAACAACUAAGCAGGUUGAUGCAGGGCCUGCAACUGCAGCAGAAGGGCCAGAUCAUCCUGCUGCUGGUUUCAUGCCUCUUAACAGGAAUCCUUCAUAUUCCAGUCUACCCCCCGAUGCAAGAUGGUGGCUGCAAAUGCAACCUAGCUAUGGGUACCAAAAGGAUUUUACAUAUGAACAGUUAAAUGCGUUGGAGGCCGACAUGGAAACACUGAGAGCUGGGUUUGUAAAAUCAACACCUAAAACUAGCGAGGUCCGCCAACAGAAAGGAGAAUGUACUGAUGCUGAUGGUCACAAGAACAGCAAAGUCCAAAAGCAAGAUGUAAACGCCCAAUAUGGUAAGGACAUGAAGGAACUUGUUCAGUACAAGGAUGUGAGAGAAAAAUAUGAAAUUAUGGGGAUGGAUACCAUUGAUUACCCCUUUUCCAAACAACCCGAGGAAUUUUGUUGUGACUAUCCUUGGAUUGGAGGGGGGAGGGCUGAACCAUGGUGGCGGACGACUGAUAGAGAUGAAUUGGCCUCCUUGGUUGCAAAGAAGUCACUUAACCAUGUUGAGAACUGUGAUCUUCCCCCACCUCAGAAAAUGUAUCAUAAGAGACAUCCGUAUGCUGAUAUUGGAUGUUCUGACCACAAUGUAAUAUUGGGGACAUCUUUAGAUGGGAAGGCCCAAACUGGUGGUCUUUCCGAUUUGACCAGUCAUGCACGGUGCUAUUCUGAUCCUGGAAUAACACAUGAAAGAAAAGGAAAUGCAGCUGAAGAAGGGCACUCUGACAAAUCAUUCUGGGAUGUCACAGAGACACAACAACUUUCUGAGGGAGAACCUACCAAAGCUCAGCUUAUGGAAGCGCUCUGCCAUUCUCAAACACGUGCAAGGGAAGCCGAGAUGGCAGCAAAGCAAGCUUAUGCUGAGAAGGAGCACAUUUUUAAGCUCUUCUUCAGACAAGCCUCUCAACUCUUUGCCUAUAAGCAGUGGUUCCAAUUGCUGCAGCUGGAAACCCUUUGCAUCCAGAUUAAGAACAACGACCAGCCAGGCUCCGCUGUUGUCCCAGUGGUCCUUCCAUGGAUGCCAUUCAAAGGUAGGAAACCGCGGAGGAACUGGCGUAAAGGUCCCAAGGGUAAAAGAGGCAGGCGGGCAGAACCCAGGCACGACAUUACCAAGUAUGCUGUUGCUUUUGCAUUAGGAUUCAGUCUUGUUGGUGCUGGCCUGCUCCUGGGAUGGACUGUGGGGUGGAUGUUACCCCAUUUAUAGGAUGUCUAGUAGUUCUGAGUUCUGAGCUCUGAGCUCUAACCAUUUCACGGGUCUUGUAAUGAUUGUUUAAAAGGGAAUGUGUUUUGGAUUAAUUUCUUUCUCUGUGUAUUCCAUUAGAUUUUCUUAAUUUUCCUUUGUGAAUAUACCCCUAUGUAUUGGUAUACAUGUGAUGACGGAUGAGAUUGUGUGUAUAUUAUGUCUGGUUAUUCUUCCACUUUGUGUAUAUAACAAGUCUUGCUUCUUUUUCCCC